GAAAGGAAGAAAUGUUUGUUACUGUGUUCAUUUGGGAGGCAAAUAAACCAAGAUCGAUCCAUUUCACUUCCCGGAUUUAAUCGUCAACUGGCAAUUCAAGGUCAUUAUUCAUGAUUGUUGAACCCUAUUUUUUCUCGUUUCUUCUACUUCUUUUCUCCGCUUUUGAUCCUACUUUCCAUGGAGUGACAGAUGAUGAGUACAGAUACUCAUGAGAGGAUUGUUUUCUGAUUCAAUCUGAUAUGUUGGGAUUUCGCAUGUGUUUUUUGUUUAUUAAUCUAGAGAUAUGAGUUGCUAUAGAAAAUCGAAGUUUGCGAUUGAUGCCUUUCGGAGCUUGUCUUCGAAGAUUUUCCCCAAAGAUUCAAUUCGUGAUUGUGGAUCAAGAAUUUCCCAUAGUAGGAAUUCGUUUACGGCUCAAUCUGCUUCUCCAAUCAUACAAAGAUUUGGAAGACAAGUUGGAGAGAAUCGGAAGCUAUGCAAUCCUUUUUUAGGUGGUUCGAAGAGAUUUUACUAUGUCGAUCGCUAUCGCGUCGAGCAUUUUAAGCCCAGAGGACCUCGGCGAUGGUUUGAAGAUCCGAGGAACUUAUUGAUAGUUGUGAUUGCGGGUUCUGGAGUUUGUGUGACAGUGUAUUAUGGGAAUUUAGAAACCAUACCUUAUACCAAACGGAGGCAUUUUGUGCUGUUAUCGAGAGCUAUGGAGAGGAGGCUUGGAGAGUCGCAAUUUGAGCAAAUGAAGGCAGCCUUUAAGGGUAAAAUAUUGCCUGCUGUACACCCUGAAAGUGUGAGGGUAAGAUUGAUAGCUAAGGAUAUAAUUGAGGCAUUACAAAGAGGGUUGAAGCAAGAGAAUGUGUGGAGUGAUUUAGGCUAUGCAUCAGAGGCUGUGAUGGGAGCCCCUGAAGGUAGUGGCCAUGAGACAUUGAUGGCGCUUAGGGGUUCUGGGGCUGAGAAGAUGGAAGAUAAAUGGUACCGCGAAGACGAGGUUCUUGAUGACAAAUGGGUUGAGAGCUCUAGGAAGAAGGGCCAGGAAAAGGGUUCCCAAGCAAAUACUUCACAUUUGGAUGGAUUGAACUGGGAGGUUUUGGUGGUGAAUGAACCGGUUGUUAAUGCAUUUUGCUUGCCUGGUGGGAAGAUUGUUGUUUUCACUGGCUUGCUCGAGCACUUUAGAAAGGAUGCAGAAAUUGCAACUAUUAUUGGUCAUGAGGUUGGGCAUGCUGUGGCUCGACAUUCUGCUGAGGGUAUUACGAAGAACCUGGGGUUUGCCGUUUUGCAACUUAUCCUUUAUCAGUUCAUCAUGCCUGAUAUUGUCAACACUAUGUCAACUCUUUUCUUGAGGCUUCCUUUCUCUAGAAAGAUGGAAAUGGAAGCAGAUUACAUUGGUUUGCUUUUGAUCGCCUCCGCUGGAUAUGACCCGAGGGUUGCACCCGCCGUAUACGAGACGUUGGGUAAGGUCACUGGUGAGUCUGCACUAAGAGAUUAUCUCUCUACUCAUCCAUCUGGAAAGAAGAGGGCACAGUUGCUAGCUCAAGCCAAGGUUAUGGAGGAAGCUCUCACUGUUUACAGAGAAGCAAGAGCCGGACAUGGGGUUGAAGGCUUCCUAUAAGACUCCCAAAACUGCGCUAGAAACUUUGAAAUAAGUUCAUAUGGAUUGGAAAGAGAAUGGCUUCUCUCCUCCAUUGUACUGUUUUUUAGCAAUGGCAGUAUUGUUCUGUUAAAGCAUGAUAUCAAAUUGUAAUUCAUUGAUUUCAACCAUGAUCAAAAUGUUUUAGUGAAUUUUGGGUAUUAA
Molecule: messenger RNA, 1780 nt
Organism: Cucurbita moschata (crookneck pumpkin)
Lineage: Eukaryota; Viridiplantae; Streptophyta; Magnoliopsida; Cucurbitales; Cucurbitaceae
Exons: 3
Coding region: 284-1597 (437 amino acids)
Cellular component (GO): membrane
Molecular function (GO): metalloendopeptidase activity
Source: RefSeq, a predicted model, not a curated record